GUAAAAGAUAUUCAGAGUGUGUAUCUGGACUCCACUUUCUAUGACCCACGCUUCUAUCAAAUACCCACUCGGGAGGUCUGCCUGAACGGCAUCUCGGUGCUUAUUGGAAACUGGAUCAGCCAGAGUCCAUAUCACGUUGUGUGGCUCAACUGUAAAGCUGCGUAUGGAUACGAAUACUUGUUUACCAACCUGGGAGAGGAGUUCAACACUCGGAUCCACGUCAACCAUCUGGCAAUGUUCAAGAAGAUGCCAGAGAUCCUGAGCUACGUGACAACUGAUCGCAGGAUGCAGAUUCAUGCCUGUCGACACCCAAAGGAUGAGGAGUUUUUCCAAGGUAACCGGCUGCCGUGUGGUUGUACGGCGCCUGAUGGGACUCCUCUUCGUAUCAUCAGCAUCAAACCAUCCACCAUGUGGUUUGGAGAGAGGACCAAGAAAACCAACGUUAUAAUAAAAACAGGAGCCAGUUCCUUCAGAGCCUGUUUCAGCUUCCACUCUUCCUACUCUGAGCUUAAAGACUUUCUGUCGUACCUUCGACCAGUCAACAUCUACCCCAGUGUUAUUCCUCUUGGUCGGACACUGACGGAGGUUACACAGAUGUUGAAGCUGAUGUGCCGGAACCAGUCUGAUCAGGCAGCGUUUAUUUACAAACCUCUGGGAGUCCUCAAGCGCAACAGGGUGCAGCGACCUACACAAGAUUCAGGGAGUGAUGAUGAGCUAUUUGAUGGGUUGGACGUAGCACCAGUCAGGAAGAAGAUGGGGCUGAACCAUGAAGUAAAAAAAGAGAAAAGUCCUGAGAGAACAGCACCUCCG
Molecule: messenger RNA, 810 nt
Organism: Lates calcarifer (barramundi perch)
Lineage: Eukaryota; Metazoa; Chordata; Actinopteri; Centropomidae
Product: protein artemis
Exons: 9
Biological process (GO): double-strand break repair via nonhomologous end joining; interstrand cross-link repair; protection from non-homologous end joining at telomere
Molecular function (GO): damaged DNA binding; 5'-3' DNA exonuclease activity
Source: RefSeq, a predicted model, not a curated record